Molecule: messenger RNA, 1509 nt
Organism: Ceratotherium simum simum (southern white rhinoceros)
Lineage: Eukaryota; Metazoa; Chordata; Mammalia; Perissodactyla; Rhinocerotidae
Gene: PRKN
Product: parkin RBR E3 ubiquitin protein ligase
Biological process (GO): ubiquitin-dependent protein catabolic process
Cellular component (GO): mitochondrion; cytosol
Molecular function (GO): ubiquitin-protein transferase activity; polyubiquitin modification-dependent protein binding; zinc ion binding
Source: RefSeq, a predicted model, not a curated record
AUUUAACCCCGGAGCGCCGCUGGUGGAAGGCGCGGGUGGGCUUCGGCGCCCUGGUAGUCCUCGCCCUGUCCGGCAGCCUCCACCUGCCCAGUGACCAUGAUCGUGUUUGUCAGGUUCAACUCCAGCCAUGGUUUCCCAGUGGAGGUCGAUUCUGACACCAGCAUCUUCCAGCUCAAGGAGGCGGUUGCUAAGCGACAGGGGGUUCCAGCUGACCAGUUGCGUGUGAUUUUCGCAGGGAAGGAGCUUAGGAAUGACUUGACGGUGCAGAGCUGUGACCUGGAUCAGCAGAGCAUCGUUCACAUUGUGCUGAGACCCCAGAGAAAAGACCUAGAAAGGAACACACCUGGAGAGGACGGCCCCCGAAACGCUGCCGUGGGGGGCUCUGAGAGGGAGCCUGAGAGCUUAACGCGUGUGGACCUCAGCAGCUCCGUCCUCCCCACCCGCUCGGUGGGCCUGGCUGUUAUUCUGAACGAUGACUGCGAGAAGGAUGCCCCGCCAGCUGGAAGGCCAGCAGGGAGACGAACCUACAACAGCUUUUAUGUCUAUUGCAAAGGUCCCUGUCAGAGAGUGCAGCCAGGAAAACUCAGAGUGCGGUGCAGCACCUGCCAACAAGCCACACUCACCUUGGCCCAGGGUCCGUCUUGCUGGGAAGAUGUCUUAAUCCCAAACCAGAUGAGUGGUGAAUGCCAGUCUCCAGACUGCCCUGGGACUAGAGCGGAAUUUUUCUUUAAAUGUGGAGCACACCCGACCACUGACAAGGAAACAUCAGUAGCUUUGAACCUGAUCACGACAAAUAGUCGAGACAUCACCUGCAUAACAUGUACAGACAUCAGGAGUCCUGUCCUGGUUUUCCAGUGCAACUACCGCCACGUGAUGUGCUUGGACUGUUUCCACUUAUACUGCGUGACAAGACUUAACGAUCGGCAGUUUGUCCAUGACCCUGAGCUUGGCUACUCUCUGCCUUGUGUGGCUGGCUGCCCCGACUCCUUGAUUAAAGAGCUCCAUCACUUCAGGAUUCUUGGGGAAGAGCAGUACAAUCGGUACCAGCAAUAUGGCGCUGAAGAGUGUGUGCUGCAGAUGGGGGGCGUGCUGUGCCCCAGCCCUGGCUGCGGAGCCGGCCUACUUCCCGAGCCAGGCAGGAGGAAGGUCACUUGUGAAGGGGGCAACAGUCUGGGCUGCAGGUUCGUCUUCUGCCGGGACUGUAAGGAAGCGUACCACGAAGGUGAAUGCAACGCCCUAUUUGAAGCCUCAGGAGCAGUCACUCAGGCCUACAGGGUUGAUGAGAAGGCGGCAGAGCAAGCUCGGUGGGAUGAAGCCUCCAAAGAAACAAUCAAGAAAACCACCAAGCCCUGUCCGCGUUGCCACGUGCCAGUCGAAAAAAAUGGAGGAUGCAUGCAUAUGAAGUGCCCGCAGCCCCAGUGCCAGCUCGAGUGGUGCUGGAACUGUGGCUGCGAGUGGAACCGCGCCUGCAUGGGGGACCACUGGUUCGACGUGUAGCCGGAGCAGCUG